Messenger RNA from Kalmanozyma brasiliensis GHG001, 1479 nucleotides. RefSeq names its product Chloroperoxidase. Gene Ontology annotation, molecular function: peroxidase activity. Bases 1 to 1479 code for a protein of 492 amino acids. The record is from RefSeq and is a predicted model, not a curated record. The transcript has a single exon. Lineage: Eukaryota; Fungi; Basidiomycota; Ustilaginomycetes; Ustilaginales.
AUGAAGCUCUUGACGCUCAUCCCUGCUCUGUCGGUCUUGCUCACCGGGGCGGCUGCCUUCCCUUCCUAUGCCGACCUGAGCAAAGUCGACUACUCUGCUUUCCUCGAAAAGGCCGCCCAGAUCAAGGGAGGCAAGGAGCUCAUCAAGCGAGCCACCAACGACAGCAACGCUACUGGCUUCGAGCAACGAACCUUCCACGCUCUCAUUGAUCCCGCCAGCUUCAAGUUCGAUGCCAAAGCGCAGUACAUCGACCUGACUUCGGACGAGCACAAGUUCAUCCCUCCGGGACCCAACGAUAUCCGCGGUCCCUGUCCUGGUCUCAACCUGCUGGCCAACCAUGGUUACCUCAACCGCAACGGUGUGACCAACCUGGCCCAGGGAAUCGAUGCCAUCGGCAAAGUGUUCGGUGUUGAAGCCGACCUUGGCCUCGCCCUGAACGCCUAUGCUGUGGUGUUCAACGGCAACAUCCUCGAUCUCACCUGGUCGAUCGGUGGUCCCUACCAGUCUCAAGGCCUUGGCAAGGUGACGGACAUCCUCCUCGGUCCUCCCGGCGGUAUCAACGCCCACAACAUCUAUGAGGGAGACGCCUCCAUCGUUCGUCAGGACUACUACCAGCCCGGUGCCAACCACGACAAUGUCCAGGUGCACCUGCCUUACUUCCAGGACCUGCUCGAUCUGGGCAACAACGACCAGACCGAGGACAAGGACGUCUACACGGCCGAGCUGAUGCUGCAGCACAAGUCGAACCGCUGGCACCAGUCGGUGGCGGUCAACCCGCUGUUCUUCAACUCGGCCUUCGGUGGUCUUGUGGUGACGACGGCUGCUGAGCGCUUCGUUGCUGAAUUUGCUGCCAACAACACGGCCGAUGCCAACGGCUACAACCGUCUCUACCUGGACGAGAAGAACCUGCUUGCCUUCUUCUCCGUCGAGCGAACCGAUUCGGGCCUCAAGUACACGCCUGGUCACGAGCACCUGAUUCCUGGUUGGACGCGUCGACCUCUGGCGGCCACGUUCGGUCUCGACGAUAUUGUUCUCACCCUUCUCCACGCCGCCGCUAUCGACCCGUCCCUGCUCAGCGUCGGAGGUAACGCCGGUCAGGUCAACACCUUCACCGGUGUCGAUGUCGGCAACCUCACCGGUGGCGUGUACAACUUCGAGACCCUCUCCAAGGACCCCCAGGCGCUUGCCUGCUACCUGUACCAGAUCGGCAUCGAACAGCUCGUACCGACCCAGAUCAACCUGCUCUACAAGGUCGCUGGUACCGCGCUCGACUUUGUCGCCAAGAACCUCAAGGGACCCUGGCAACGACUCGCCACCGCCGGCAACAACCCUUGCAACAGCUUCAACUCGAACAUCGCCGCAGCAUACAACCAGUACCCGGGUGCCAAGAUCGAGACGACCAACGGUGGAAGUGGCAUCCUGCCCAAGGUGCUUGGUGGCCUCGGGCUCAGGAAGCGCCGUGUCGGUGCGUUCAAGUAA